Molecule: messenger RNA, 2030 nt
Organism: Aspergillus homomorphus CBS 101889
Lineage: Eukaryota; Fungi; Ascomycota; Eurotiomycetes; Eurotiales; Aspergillaceae
Product: glycoside hydrolase family 28 protein
Exons: 3
Coding region: 493-1944 (483 amino acids)
Biological process (GO): pectin catabolic process
Cellular component (GO): extracellular region
Molecular function (GO): polygalacturonase activity
Source: RefSeq, a predicted model, not a curated record
ACGUCGCCUGCAGAAGGGUUAAUCUAAUAAACCCCAAGCGAACCUCAACAUGAAACCGACCCAGGGGCAUCGCAGCGAGGAUGACUUCGUCUCGAGCUCGGCUAAUGCCGACCGUACCAAUAAACGCUGCGCCCUGACUGAAGAAUCCCCAUCAGUGCCCGUGCACACUGUUAUGGUCUACCCUCGGAGACGAAUGCCCUCAUGAAUCCUCAGACUGCAUGCCAAGUGCCAACCACAGCUUCAACAACUUGGCUAACGCUUGUGUCGAGUUCCUCCAUCUCACUGCUUGGCACGGAGAAUCCUGAAACCACCAGUCCGGACCUCCUUCACCUGCAGCGCUGCGCUAUCCGCAUUUUCCGGCUGUCAUGCAGGGCACGAUGGUACUUAAGCUGCGCGACGGACGACUGUUUGCCUGCUGUCAUCACCAACUCAGUCCUUCUUUUCUUUUCUUCCGUUAAUCUUUCACUCUUUAGUCGUUCAUUCAUUUCCACUAUGCAGCGCAGUGCGCUUCUUCUGGCCUUGGCGCCUCUUGCUCUGGGCUGUGUCAGCCCCGAGAGCCAUGCCUGUGCCUCCGUCUACUCUGUCUCUUCGGUGGCUGCAGCCAGCUUCUGUGCCACUUUCACGGCCAGUGCCGUGACCGAGACCACGGGCGUGCCUGACGUCUUCCUGUCCAACUGCGACUACAAGACCAAGCACCUGUCCAGCGCUUGCAGCUGCCUGGGCACCGCCACCGGUGCAGCUGCGGUCACCACCUCGACCGCUGCUCCUGUCGCUGCCACCUCCACCGUGGCUCCCACGACCUUCCAGACCUCCUCCAAGGUCGCCUCGACCAGCCAGGCGGCGUCCACCACCCUGGCUCCAGUCACCACCAAGGUCGCCGUCGCCACCUCCGCCGUCGGCAACGGCGGCACGACCUGCACGGUGACCGAAUAUGCCUCGAUCUCGUCCGCCGUGUCCUCGUGCUCCAACAUUCUACUGUCUGGCAUCAGCGCCCCGGCCUCCAGCACGAUCGAUCUCUCCGGUCUGCAGACGGGCGCAGCCGUGAUCUUCGCGGGCGAAACUACCUUCGGAGACACGUACGACGACGACUUCGACCCGAUCGUGAUCUCGGGAACUGACGUGACGAUCACGGGCGUGGAUGGUCACGUUAUCGAUGGCAACGGACAAGCAUACUGGGACGGCGAGGGCUCGAACGGAGGCCAAGAGAAACCGGAUCACUUCAUCGUUGUGAAGAAAAUCUAUAACAGCACGAUCAGCAACCUGAACAUCCAAAACUGGCCGGUACACUGCUUCGACAUCGAAUCCAGCAGCGGACUGACCAUCACCGGAAUAACCCUCAACAACUCCGCCGGCGACGCCGCCAACAGCCUCAGCUCCGGCGACCCGGCCGCACACAACAGCGACGGCUUCGACAUCAAGAGCAGCACGGACCUAACGCUCACCAACUCGUGGGUGCACAACCAAGACGACUGCGUAGCCGUCACCUCGGGCAGCAACAUCCUGGUCGACAACCUGUACUGCUACGGCGGACACGGGCUGAGCAUCGGGUCGAUCGGCGGCAAGAGCGACAACACGGUCGACGGCGUGACUUUCUCCAACUCGCAGGUCGUCAACUCCGAGAACGGCUGCCGCAUCAAGACUAACUCCGGCGAGACCGGCGAGGUCUACAAUAUCCGGUAUGAAAAUAUCACGCUCUCCGGCAUCACGGACUACGGUAUCGAUGUCCAGCAGGAUUAUUUGAAUGGUGGGCCUACUGGUGAGCCCACCAAUGGGGUGCAGAUCACGAAUGUUACCUUUGUUGAUGUCACGGGUACUAUGAGCGAUGGCAAGGAUUAUUAUAUCCUCUGUGGAGACGGCAGCUGUGAGAAUUUUGUGUUCGAGGGCGUGAGCAUUACCGGCGGUAGUGGCGAUAGCUGCAAUUAUCCGGAUUCCGGGUGUCCCUGAAGGUGCCAGUGGUAUUUGAGGUUGAGAGGAGGGUAGGAACGAGGUACAGGGAUCGAUGGGGUUAGGUUUGAUAGCUUACUAUAAAA